Messenger RNA from Sciurus carolinensis (gray squirrel), 2223 nucleotides. RefSeq names its product CD164 molecule (gene Cd164). NCBI's taxonomy places the organism in Eukaryota, Metazoa, Chordata, Mammalia, Rodentia, Sciuridae. Bases 280 to 876 code for a protein of 198 amino acids. The record is from RefSeq and is a predicted model, not a curated record. Gene Ontology annotation, cellular component: lysosome; endosome. The transcript has 6 exons.
AAGACGAUUUUCUGCGCAUGGACCGUUUUCUCGCUAUAGUACGGUCUCACCGAAGUUUCCACUGGACAGCCCUGCUCUCCCCGUAGAAUUCCCAUUGGUCUCGCCCGCGCCUCGCCUCCGCUGCGCCUCGCCCCGCUCGCCGCGGUCUGGAGCUCCCCACGUGACCCCAGCGCGCUCCCGUAGGGGGCGAAGUCUUGGAGGCGGUGCCGCAGGGGACUGAGGGACCGGCCGAGCGUUGUAUGCUGCAGCUUUCUCCAGGACGCCACCGUUGAAGACACAAUGUCCGGCUUCUCCCGCCGUCUGCUUUGGGCAGCCACCUGCCUAGCCGUGGUCUGCGUGCUGUCUGCGGAUUCGAACUCAUCCGUGACUCCGACAGAGGCUGAGCUACACACUUCAGCAACCACCAAGGUAGCCCCGACGCCGACGCCGUCUGCCUCGCCGGUCACCACUCCAGCACCAGAAACCUGUGAAAGCCACAACAGCUGUGCUUCCUGUUUAACUGUUAACGUUAGUAAUACUGCCUGCUUUUGGAUAGAAUGUAAAGAAGAUAAGAGCUACUGUUCAAAUAACUCAGCAGUUAGUAAUUGUAGUGUGCUGAACAACACUGUUUUCUGUUCUGGGCCUACAACUCCAGUGCCAACUAAUUCUACAGCUAAAGUCACAACUCUGCCUUCCUCUUCUACAUAUUCCACCACAGUUACCACAUCAGGUGCAACAAAUACCACUUUGGCUCCAACCUCACAACCUGCACGGAAGUCUACCUUUGAUGCAGCUAGUUUCAUAGGAGGAAUUGUCCUUGUUUUGGGUGUGCAGGCUGUAAUUUUCUUUCUCUAUAAGUUCUGCAAAUCUAAAGAACGAAAUUACCAUACUUUGUAAGCAGACCCAUUAAAUUAACAAGGACUGGCAGUUCAUUUGUGUAACUCACUGAAACCAAAAUACUAUCUUACAAGAAGUCCCACAUGGAAGACACUAUUCCAGGAUCUUUAAAUUUCCAAAGGAUGCAUAUAGGAUAUUUUGGAACAUCAUCCUUGAAGAAAAAUCAGUUAGUGUUUUACUUACAGGAAUAUUUAAAAAAUAUUCUGCAUGAAUCCUUGUGGCUGUCGUCUUUUAUUUUCAAUGGCUGCUGCUGUGGGAUUAUGUUUCUGUUCUUGACAUGCCAAAUGUAACUUUCUGUAAGUGAUGGAAAAUGUUGUCUGGUACAGACAACCUCCUGACUCCUGGCAGUUUUAAGUUUAGUUAUCUUAAAGCCUGAAAAUUGCAUUAUUUUUAUGCUAAUUCCAGAAGUGAUUUAGUGGCCAGAAUUGAGAAGGUGUGCCAAAUGAGCAUCAAAUCCGGUGGAUUUUUGGCUAUCAUUUCAAAGGUGGAAUAAAUUUAUUAAUUUAGUAGUACUAAACUGUAUCCAUAGAGUAAAAUUUUGUGCUUGAUAAGUUAUUUUUUUCUACAUUAGAAAUAACAUGCUACAUGGGGAAUUACAUUCCAGAUUUAAAGAAAUGAAUGGAAAGGAUACAAACCAUUAAUGUUUAACAGGAUAUUAUUCAUAUUUGCAAAAGCACCUUAUAUCAUUGAGAAAAUAAAGAACAGUGCCUUAAAAGACAGACUGAAAGGUAGGCUGUAACUUAAAAUCUGUGUGAUUUGUUCUUUGAUAUUAAAGAAGGUAAAAGUUGGUUUGAGAUUGUAACUGUUGAUGUAAGCGGUAGUAACCUGCUUCUAGAUACCAUACUGUUAAUAUUUAAAUUAAAAGCAUACCUUUUUUUUUUCCAGAGCAGAGAAACUUGGGCUAAUUACUAUUUAACUAAGUUUAAAGGCCUUCACAUACUGAAUUUUGCAACAUUUUUCUUUGGGCUGUUGAAAGCAAUUGAAAUAAAAUUGAUAAAUUAUAUAUUUCCUUUGUGCUCAAAAAAAUCUUAACACUAUGAACCUUGAAAGGAUUUAUACCAAGCUUACCUGAAAAGUAACUACUUUCAUGAGGUUAAAAAGAAAGUUUUAGAAUCAUUUAUUAGCUCUUUAAAUAAGACAAUCAUUUUAAGUUUUCAGAUGGCAGGUGUGACCAGUAUAAUUUCAGAAAAAUCUAAGGAUUUUUUAAUCAGAUUACUAUAGAUUUUUAAUGAUGAUUGCCCUGGAUGAAUAGACUGUACUUCCACUUUUCCCGUCUCCUUUUCUUUUUUUCUUUCUUCCUUUGUUUCAACUCCCAUAAUAUAAUAAACAUUCAUAUUUUUGUUUCUA